AAGAAGCACGUUGGGAUGUCAUUCCCUCACUCCCUUUGGUUUCCAUUGCAGUGGAAGAUUGAUGACAAGCCAGUAAAAAUUGACAAAUGGGACGGUUCAGCUGUGAAAAAUUCCUUGGAUGACUCUGCCAAAAAGGUCCUCCUGGAGAAGUACAAAUACGUGGAGAAUUUCCGUUUGAUCGACGGCCGCCUCAUCAUCUGCACAAUCUCCUGUCUCUUCGCCAUUGUGGCUUUGAUUUGGGAUUACCUGCACCCUUUUCCUGAAUCCAAACCUGUUCUUGCCUUCUGUGUUGUUUCAUAUCCUUUACAGAUCUUGUCUUGGUUAUACCAAAAGGGUUUGAUUUUCCACGUGARCAAAACCCUUCUGGACAUUUGCAGGCUGUGGAAAUGACGCUUCCUGUCGUGUGGACAUCAGCUGAUAAUCAGACAGUUUUCAUGUGAUGGGAAAAUUCCUGCCUGUCUGGGAGUAAUGCCCCUCAAUUUGGGGAUCUGAGGGCAGAUCUGUUUUUUUCUUCUAUCCAGAGUCUAGACACGUUUGCUUUUCCCUGAUACCACAGGUCAGGAUCUGAGAGGGGAAAGAGGGAAUUGCUGGCAGCAGCUCUGCAGAGGGAUCUGGRCAGGCUGGACCACGGGCUGAGGCCACUCUGGGGUUCAGCAA
This is a messenger RNA of Malurus melanocephalus (red-backed fairy wren), 657 nucleotides long. Its product is annotated as signal peptidase complex subunit 2-like. The record is from RefSeq and is a predicted model, not a curated record. Gene Ontology annotation, biological process: protein targeting to ER. Gene Ontology annotation, cellular component: membrane; signal peptidase complex. NCBI's taxonomy places the organism in Eukaryota, Metazoa, Chordata, Aves, Passeriformes, Maluridae. The transcript has 2 exons. Bases 16 to 390 code for a protein of 124 amino acids.